GCUACCAGAGAUGCAGUAGUAGGCUUCACAAAAUUCAGAUUUAACAGAUAAACACAGAUUACCCUUGCUGUAUUUUCACUUACAAAUAUCAUUUAAGGGGGAAUUGGCAUACAGACGACCCCCGGUUUGUAUUUGAAUAAGGCUAUUUCGAACAUUUCAAAAGAAAGAAAAACAUCUUGAUCAUAUAGCCGAAACUGUUUUUUUUUUUCUCACUUUGCACCGCUCAGCCUGACCAAAAACAACAUCAACAAACUAAACAAACGUUGCAUUCGAUCAACAGAGCUGAGGUUGGGUGAAUUUCACAGACGGCUUCAAAUAAGAAUCCCCCCCUCUUCCUAGCUGUGUUUGCCGGGUGGAUCAAUGCUUAUAGCGCACUGUUCAUUUCAAACUCAUCUUACGCGGAGUCCGCUAUUCGCUUCCUCUGAGUACCUGGGUCGCAUCUAUCAGGCAAGGCCCAUACCAGUAGCCCACUGCGAGGGGUACCAGAAGAUGGAUAUGUAGUUUGGACUAUUACCGAUCAGUCGGUCUGGUUGGAAUGUUGGUGGUCUAGCAACUGGAGUAGGAAAAUUAUCAUCCUCCCUAGUAGCUUACUGCUGUUCUCUACGCUGCCUUGGUGUUUUUGAAGAGGCCUGAAAGCACAAAAUGUCGACCAGAACGCCAUUGCCCACUGUGAAUGAACGCGAUACCGAAAAUCACACAUCCGUGGAUGGCGGCCCAGAGCCCCCCGCCCCUCCCACCAAGUCUGGCAGUCGGCAGAGCCUGCCCCGGUGCAGGAACUCGGUGACCUCCAUCACAGAUGAGCAGCCUCACAUCGGCAACUAUCGACUGAUGAAGACUAUUGGCAAGGGCAACUUUGCCAAAGUGAAACUGGCACGCCACUUGCUGACAGGGAGAGAGGUAGCCGUAAAGAUAAUUGACAAGACACAGUUAAACCCAACUAGUCUACAAAAGCUCUUUCGUGAAGUAAGGAUUAUGAAGAUCUUGAAUCACCCUAAUAUUGUUAAAUUAUUUGAAGUGAUUGAGACGGAGAAGACCCUUUAUUUAAUAAUGGAGUAUGCCAGUGGAGGAGAAGUGUUUGACUACUUGGUUGCACAUGGGAGAAUGAAGGAAAAAGAAGCCAGAGCAAAGUUCCGUCAGAUUGUAUCAGCUGUGGAAUAUUGUCAUCAAAAGAGGAUAGUUCACAGAGACCUCAAGGCUGAGAACCUGCUCCUGGACGCAGACAUGAAUAUUAAAAUAGCCGACUUUGGUUUUAGUAAUGAGUUCACCAUUGGCAGCAAGCUGGACACAUUCUGUGGCUCCCCUCCCUACGCUGCCCCUGAGCUCUUUCAAGGCAAAAAAUAUGACGGGCCCGAAGUGGACGUUUGGAGCCUGGGGGUCAUCCUGUACACGCUGGUUAGCGGCUCGCUGCCUUUUGAUGGACAAAACCUCAAGGAGCUGAGAGAGAGGGUGCUACGGGGAAAGUACCGUAUUCCCUUCUACAUGUCUACAGACUGUGAGAACCUGCUGAAGAAACUCCUGGUCCUCAACCCUGGCAAGCGGGGCAGCCUGGAGCAAAUCAUGAAGGACCGCUGGAUGAACGUGGCCCAUGAGGAGGAGGAACUCAAGCCCUACACAGAACCAGAGCCCGACUUCAAAGAUCCAGACAGAAUAGAGCUGAUGGUCACUAUGGGCUUCCCAAAGGAUGAGGUCACAGAGUCACUCGUGGGCCAGAAGUAUGAUGAGGUCAUGGCCACAUACCUGCUGCUGGGAAGGAAACACGCUGAGUUUGAGGGGAGUGAAUCACUGUCCAACCUCAAUUUGUGCCAGAGGACUCGGCCCAGCAGUGACCUCAAUAACAGCUCUGGCCAAUCACCUGCCCACACCUCAAAAGUCCAGCGCAGCACAUCGGCCAGUCAGAAGCAACGUCGCUAUAGUGAUUAUGUGGCGCCCUCCGUCCCCCCAGCCGUGUCCUACACCAAGCGGGUGCAGGCCAACAGUGUGGAGGGGGAGAAGAAGGAAGACUGGGACAAUGGGCGUAAGCUGCCCACCUCCAGCUCCAAGGGAGAGAUGGCCGCCUCUCCACUGGUCACCCAGGAGCACCGGAGGUCCACCACAGCCUCAGGGAGCAGUGCAGCAGGAGCGAUGACACGGAGGAACACGUAUGUGUGUGAGCGCUCCAGCACCGAGCGCUACUCGGCCAUUCCCAACGGCAAGGACAGCAGUUUAAGUGAGAUGUCUGCCUCAGCUAGUGGCACAUCCCCAUCCUCAGGCAUGGCAUCCACACGGUCACGCCACAUGAAGUCCAUGUCCGCCUCUGGGCACCCUGUGAAGUCCCCCCUGCCUCCCAUUGAGGACAACGCCGAGUACAAAGGCUCGAGCACACGCGCCCCCACGGCCUCCCCUUCGGCCCACAGCAUCAGCAGCAGCACGCCUGACCGCACACGGUUUCCGCGGGGCACGUCCAGUCGCAGCACUUUCCACGGUGGGCAGCUCCGGGACCGACGCAGUGCCACCUACAACGGGCCGCCCGCCUCGCCCUCUCUCUCCCACGACACUGGAGCUCUCGCCCAAGCGCGCCGCGGCACCUCCUCGGGCAUCAUCAGCAAGAUCACCUCCAAGUUUGUGCGCAGAACUCUCUCUUUCAGGGUGACUCAGAGGGUUCCCAGUGAGGGUGAAGCCAGAGCCAGGACUGACAGCCUGAGGAGCACGUCUGGUGAGCCCAAGGAAGAUGGCCGUGACUCCAAGCCGCGCUCCCUGCGUUUCACCUGGAGCAUGAAGACCACCUCCUCGAUGGAGCCGUCAGACAUGAUGCGUGAGAUCCGCAAGGUGUUGGACGCCAAUAACUGUGACUACGAGCAACGGGAGCGCUUUCUGCUCUUCUGUGUCCACGGUGACGCCCGGCAGGACUGCCUGGUCCAAUGGGAGAUGGAGGUGUGCAAGCUUCCCCGCCUCUCGCUCAACGGUGUGCGCUUCAAGAGAAUAUCUGGCACCUCCAUCGCCUUCAAAAACAUUGCCUCCAAAAUAGCCAAUGAGCUGAAGCUCUGAAGGGAGAAAGUGACCCAGUAAAAAAUGGAGCUAUGAAGCUAGACAUGGAGAGA
Alosa alosa (allis shad) is the source of this 3077-nucleotide messenger RNA. RefSeq names its product MAP/microtubule affinity-regulating kinase 1 (gene mark1). The record is from RefSeq and is a predicted model, not a curated record. Gene Ontology annotation, molecular function: tau-protein kinase activity; ATP binding; protein serine/threonine kinase activity. The transcript has 19 exons. Gene Ontology annotation, cellular component: cytoplasm. NCBI's taxonomy places the organism in Eukaryota, Metazoa, Chordata, Actinopteri, Clupeiformes, Clupeidae. Bases 643 to 3024 code for a protein of 793 amino acids. Gene Ontology annotation, biological process: protein phosphorylation; intracellular signal transduction; microtubule cytoskeleton organization.